AGGAAGUAACUCGACAAGCGUUGCUGUUAACAGACGUAACAGCCUUUCACGUCUCUUCGUCGUGUUCUUCUCGAUCUCUACUCGAAGCGAGGCCGAGGCGAUGUCGGACUCGAAGAAAAAGGUGAUCCUCGCGUACAGCGGCGGACUAGAUACCUCUUGCAUCUUGUUCUGGCUGAGAGAAAAAGGAUUUCAAGUAGUCGCCUACGUGGCCAACAUUGGGCAAAACGAGGACUUGGACGCGGUUCGAAAGAAGGCGCUGAAAAUCGGCGCCGUUAAGGUUGUGAUAGACGAUGUCAAAGAAGCAUUCGUGACUUCUUACGUGUGGCCUGCUGUGGCCUGUGGUUUGCUCUACGAGGGAAGGUACCUUUUGGGUACUUCCAUAGCUCGACCGUGCAUCAGUCAAGGUCUGAUAAGGAUCGCGAGAGCCGAAGGUGCCGGCAUCAUCGCGCACGGAGCAACCGGAAAAGGCAAUGAUCAAGUUCGCUUUGAGCUGAGCUGCUACAGUCUUUGUCCUGACAUCAAGAUCUUGGCGCCGUGGAGGGAGCACGAAUUUUACACGAGGUUCCAAGGAAGACCGGACUUGCUGGAGUACGCCCGACAAAAUGGAAUCCCGACCUCGGCGACGCCGAAGGAACCGUGGAGCACCGAUGCUAAUCUCGUGCAUAUUAGCUACGAGUCGGGGGUGUUGGAGAAUCCUGCGAACCCCGCGCCGAGAGGACUCUACAAAAUGACUACCGACCCCAUGAGUGCCGCCGCGGAGGCGGAGGAGAUCGAGAUCGACUUCAAACACGGAUAUCCGUCUCGCGUGAGAAACGUGAAGAGCGGAAGGACGCUCGACGCUCCCCUGGCGAUAAUCGAGUAUCUUAACGAAGUCGGAGGGGCGCACGGUAUCGGGAGGGUCGACAUAGUGGAAAAUCGAUACAUCGGGCUGAAGUCCCGCGGAGUUUACGAGUCACCGGGAGCCAAGAUCCUACACGUCGCGCAUCAGGACUUGGAGGUGUUUGCGUUGGACCGCGAAGUCCUGCGGGUCAAGUCCUAUCUGACGGACAGGAUGUCGGAUUACGUGUACAACGGCUUCUGGUUCUCGCCGGAGUGCAACUUUGUGCGGGAAAGCAUUCUUCUCUCGCAGAGAUACGUCAACGGCACAGUGAGGCUACAACUGUACAGGGGAAACGUUAUGGCGAUCGGCAGAUCGAGCGAGGUUUCGCUGUACAACGAGAAUCUCGUCUCGAUGGACGUGCAGGGUGACUUCGAGCCCGCGGACGCCACUGGAUUCAUUCGCACGCAGGCCCUGAGGCUCAAGGAGUUCCAUCGCUUCAGCAAGCAACGCGACGUCUGAGCGGAGAGACCGAGAGGCUGCUGUUAUCUUGCGGCUUCCUCGCGGGUCGAAAUAAAACGCACCCCGCUACUUAGCAACAAUGUUACUCUUUUAAUCCACUCUUGUCCCUACGAUUUAUUGCUUUGUCAACAUCCGCGGCGCGCGAUGUCGCAACACAUGAAUAAUAAUAAUUCUUGGCUAAUCGUUGCGCAGCAACAAAACGAUCAAAGAGACACGAUGCGUGUGCGGUGUCGCAGCGGGAGCGAAUCCGAUUACUUUGGCGCCGCUGAAAAGCAGGCAAGCUGCAGGCGAAAGUAGCGAGAUCUCCUUCGCAGAUCAAUCAUGAGGAAAAAGAUAUUCGGACAAAAUACGUGUUAAUUAACUCUCUCUCUCUCUCUCUCUCUCUCUUCCUCAAACGCGCAAUGAUAUUGUUAUCGACAACUCAACUUUAAUUCUCGCCCCCUAAAGGAAAAAGAGAAGCUAGAUUGUUGACAACAAUCGUGUGAUUGCGGCGCCGGAGCGGACGGAGUCGCGCCUCUCACAGUGGGAGGAGACUACGUAGUUAAUCAAUUAAUUGUGCGAGAGAACGUGACGGAUAAAUCGGAGAGAUCCGCGGAAAUCCGACGGCGGGAUCUCCGUCGAUCACUGCAAAUCAAUUACAUGCAACGGUCACGGGACAGGGAGUGAGGGGUCACAAUGAAACACUAAACCGCUACAGACUCGUUUGCCUUCAUUGCAAUUAUUAAUAAUUAAACCUUAGGAUUAUUAGCAUACUCUCGUGUGAGGAUUAUAAUAGCGUAUAUAAUAUGCGUUUUAUUUCGGGGAUAUCGAUAAUAUACACAGCGAUCCGACUCUCUCCUUUUGUUGUCGGCGGCGGGUGCCGGCCAAAGUUCGUCGGAUUUUCUCACGCGUGCUCCCUUCGUGCACGGCUCGGUAUAAUAAGAAAAACAUGAACAUGUUUAUGUUCAAUCGAAGUAUCUGCCAUCGUUAUUCCACCGGUCUGAGCCGCCGUCAUUGUUUGCAGGUAAUCGCCCGAUUUCGCGCAUUUCUCUCUGCGAAGCGACUCGUCGCUCGAGCUACGUAAUCGUCUCGACAAUCCGACGAACUUUCGCAAGCUCCCAAUAAUAAUAAUUUCUCUCUCUCUCUCUCUCUCUCUCUCUCUCUCUCUCUCUGCGCUCUCGGGCAACUCGCAACUCAAGUACGCCGGGUGGUGCAAAAUUCAACGUUCGUGCUACGGAACUUAAACUUAUGCGAGAAAAAUCGCGAGCGCGACAUAUUUCGGCAGCUGCCUCUGUGCCAACAUUUCGCAUCGUCCUUCCGGCGCGAGCGAAACGUCGUCGUGUCAGCGUUUACAAACGCACGCCGAAUCGAUCUCGGCCCGUCGAGGAUCGCGUCCGAACGGGAGAAGAUCCUCUCGCGCGUCGGCGAACGUCGAGUCGCAACGGCGCGUCCGAUUCGACGCUCGUCGAGACGGUUUGCUUUCUUUUCUUUUCUUUUUAUUUCUUUCGCGACACUCGAUGUUUCGCGCAAGAAGGGGGACGCGAGAUCGACACUUCGCAACUUAGAGGAAAACCUAUGUCAAGUACGAAACCAUGACGGUGCUCCUUUCUAUGUAUCUCGGCUACGAGUGACUUUCUAUACAGGUCUCUUAUUUGCGUUCUGCUCCACUCUCCGCGUUUAUUUAUAUGUAUGUGUGUUUGUGUGUAUCUAUAUAUAUAUAUAUGUAUAUAUGUAACAUGCAAAAUUACAAACUAGGGAAGGUAGAUUCUUUAUACAUGUACAAUCGAGUAAUCUGUGUGGCUCUCGUAUUUACAUUUGCUCAUUCAAAUAUAUUCGUUAAUUCAAUCGUAAUAAACAUGCUCUCUUCUUCUUUAUUUGUGAUGAUUAAUAAUAACAGUACAGAUAA
Molecule: messenger RNA, 3224 nt
Organism: Harpegnathos saltator (Jerdon's jumping ant)
Lineage: Eukaryota; Metazoa; Arthropoda; Insecta; Hymenoptera; Formicidae
Gene: Ass
Product: argininosuccinate synthase
Exons: 8
Coding region: 101-1339 (412 amino acids)
Biological process (GO): urea cycle; L-arginine biosynthetic process
Cellular component (GO): cytoplasm
Molecular function (GO): argininosuccinate synthase activity; ATP binding
Source: RefSeq, a predicted model, not a curated record